This is a messenger RNA of Phyllostomus discolor (pale spear-nosed bat), 6094 nucleotides long. It is a transcript of the gene MAPK8IP3, whose product is annotated as mitogen-activated protein kinase 8 interacting protein 3. Gene Ontology annotation, biological process: vesicle-mediated transport. Gene Ontology annotation, cellular component: cytoplasm. Gene Ontology annotation, molecular function: JUN kinase binding; MAP kinase scaffold activity; signaling receptor complex adaptor activity. The transcript is spliced from 28 exons. Lineage: Eukaryota; Metazoa; Chordata; Mammalia; Chiroptera; Phyllostomidae. Bases 1486 to 4737 code for a protein of 1083 amino acids. The record is from RefSeq and is a predicted model, not a curated record.
UGAGGGUCUUCUCCCUGUCGCCCCAUGUCCAUUCAGGAAGCCCAGCCUUUGCAUACAACCCUUUGCAGCUUUUCCUGGGUUAGCGGGACCCCUCUCUGAUGUGCGGCGACAGUGGGGACACUGGACUGGCUCAGGAGGGCAUGGCCUUGCACUGGCACCUAUCAGCCCAGGCUAACCCCCUCUGCAGUUAGGGUGUGCCCAUUUAGGACUGAGCUUAGCCACUGGCCCCCAAAUAAACCCCAAAGUACCAGCCUCAUGGCCAGACCGGGUGCUGGCCCAGAGUGUUCUGUGCUUCUGGCGUCUGAGGUUUGCUCAGCAACCAGGAGAGUCAGGCCAGGAGGCAGCUUCUCUCCUCUGGGCUGUUCUCACUCGCCUGUACAUGCUAAUGGCUUUGGAUCUCCGAGUUUGAGAGGGUGACAUCCUGGGUGUGCACCCGGAACCGGGAAAGCUGAGGGCAGGAACUUUCCCUGGUCACUUGCAGCCAGUUUUGAUCUAUGAGCUCAGCUUGUCUGGAGGAGGCAGACUGUGGCAGGACAGGAGACUGACCCCUUGCCAGGUAAGGAUGCCACCCUCAGGGGUGGAGGAGGUGACCCUGGGACUGGUGGAUUUCCUGUAGAGGCUAUUGGAAGACGCCUGCAGGAGGCAAAGGGCCUUGGCAUCUGGGCGGCUGGGCUGUGGACAUGGGGCCCAGGUGUCCCGGAAAUUUCCUUUCUGCUGUAGCUCCAUGCUGACUGUCCCCGCCUCUCAGGGUCUGGCUUGCCUGCAGGAGGUAGCUGCAAACUGUGACUCUAGUGGCUUCGGCUUUUGUUCCAGGGAGUGAGCAUGACAUUUGACCCAGGCGCUCACCUGCCAGUUACAGGCUAUCCUGCCAGCGGGUGGGGGCUGGGCAGAAGGGCGUGGGCCUGUGGGGGUCCCAGCUCUCCGCACCAUUCAGGCCAGGCUUGUCCAUUUCAGCUGGCCGCUCACACUCACUCUCUCUCAAACAAAAACUGAGCCUGUAGCCGGGGCUUCCCUGGAAGCUCUGGAAGAAGCCGCAUGAGCCUCGGAAAGCCUCCGGGGCCCCGCUCGCUGGCUCCGGCCCCCGGACUGUCGUUCCCCCGCCUGUGUCUGAGCGGCCUCUCCCAGGACGUCCUCUCUCUCUCCCUGUGUUGUCUGACGUAGUCUUUCUCUUAAUAAAUUGCAGUGUUUUAUGUUUUAGUUCUUAGGUGUGUUUUAUUUGAUUUUCUUUUUUUAAACAAUUAUUUAAGUUCUUUUAACUUCAUGCUCUAGGUUUUAAGGUUCUCCUAAUUUGUUAAUUUUUUUAUUGUUUUUGUUUUGUUUUUUGUUUUUAUGUACUGUAUUUUCAGUGUUUUAACCAAACAGUUGUGGCUACUGUCAUGGUGAGGAAAGACCGCUAAGAGUUUGGGUUCUUUGCAUUUGGAGGUCACUGCUACACGUUGAUGUUUAGGAGGUUGAGAGGUUUGCCUUUAGUGUCCACACGAUGAGAUGUCCGAGUCGGGCCAGUCCUCAGCAGCCGCCACGCCCAGCACCACGGGCACCAAGUCCAACACGCCCACGUCCUCUGUGCCCUCGGCCGCAGUCACGCCCCUCAACGAGAGCCUGCAGCCCCUGGGGGACUACAGUGCUGGCACCAAGAACAGCAAGCGGGCCCGGGAGAAGCGCAACAGCCGCAACAUGGAGGUUCAGGUCACGCAGGAGAUGCGGAACGUCAGCAUAGGCAUGGGCAGCAGUGAUGAGUGGUCUGAUGUUCAAGACAUUAUCGACUCCACCCCAGAGCUGGACAUGGGUCGGGAGCCCCGCCUAGACCGCACCGGCAACAGCCCAACCCAGGGGAUCGUCAACAAGGCUUUUGGCAUCAACACUGACUCCCUGUACCACGAGCUGUCGACUGCAGGGUCUGAGGUCAUCGGGGACGUGGACGAAGGGGCCGACCUGCUAGGGGAGUUCUCAGUGCGCGAUGAUUUUUUUGGAAUGGGCAAGGAAGUGGGGAAUCUGCUGCUGGAGAACUCACAGCUUCUAGAAACCAAAAAUGCUCUGAACGUGGUGAAGAAUGACCUCAUCGCCAAAGUGGACCAGCUGUCAGGGGAGCAGGAGGUACUGAAGGGGGAUUUAGAAGCUGCCAGGCAAGCCAAACUGAGGCUAGAGAGCCGCAUCAAGGACCUGGAGGAGGAGCUGAGGAGAGUGAAGUCCGAGGCCAUCAUAGCUCGCCGUGAACCCAAAGAAGAGGGGGAGGAUGUAAGCAGCUAUCUCUGUACAGAAUUGGACAAGAUCCCCAUGGCGCAGCGCCGCCGCUUCACGCGGGUGGAGAUGGCCCGCGUGCUUAUGGAGCGCAACCAGUACAAGGAGCGGCUGAUGGAGCUGCAGGAGGCCGUGCGGUGGACUGAGAUGAUCAGAGCAUCCCGAGAGCACCCAUCUGUCCAGGAGAAGAAGAAGUCCACCAUCUGGCAGUUCUUCAGCCGCCUCUUCAGCUCCUCGUCCAGCCCCCCUCCAGCCAAGCGGUCCUACCCCUCGGUGAACAUCCAUUACAAGUCGCCCACUACAGCUGGCUUCAGUCAGCGCCGGAGCCAUGCCCUGUGCCAGAUCUCGGCGGGCAGCCGGCCCCUGGAGUUCUUCCCGGAUGACGACUGCACCUCCUCUGCCAGGCGGGAGCAGAAGCGUGAGCAGUACCGCCAGGUGCGCGAGCACGUGCGCAACGACGACGGGCGGCUGCAGGCCUGCGGUUGGAGCCUGCCGGCCAAGUACAAGCAGCUGAGUCCCAAUGGCGGCCAGGAGGACACGCGGAUGAAGAACGUGCCCGUCCCUGUGUACUGCCGCCCUCUGGUGGAGAAAGAUCCGACCAUGAAGCUGUGGUGUGCCGCGGGUGUCAACUUGAGUGGGUGGAAACCCAGCGAGGACCACACUGGGAAUGGAGUCAAGCUGGAGCCAGGCUCUGACCCUUUGACCUGCAACCAGGAAGUGGAAGGAGAGGCCAAGAGCAACCAUACAUCCCCCGAGAAGAAGAAGGCAAAGGAGCUCCCUGAGACAGACGCCACCUCCAGCCGGGUAUGGAUCCUCACCAGCACCCUGACCACCAGCAAAGUGGUGAUCAUUGAUGCCAACCAGCCGGGCACCGUCGUGGAUCAGUUCACCGUUUGCAAUGCCCAUGUCCUGUGCAUCUCCAGCAUCCCCGCGGCCAGCGACAGCGACUACCCUCCAGGGGAGAUCUUCCUGGACAGCGACGUGAACCCUGAAGACUCUGGUGCAGACGGAGUGCUGGCCGGCAUCACCCUGGUGGGCUGUGCCACCCGUUGCAAUGUGCCACGGAGCAACUGCUCCUCCCGAGGGGACACCCCAGUGCUGGACAAGGGCCAGGGGGAGGUGGCUACUGUCGCCAAUGGGAAGGUCAACCCAUCUCAGUCCACGGAGGAGGCCACAGAGGCCACAGAGGUCCCCGACUCUGGGCCCAGUGAGGCAGAGGCAGCUGCGGUGCGGCCUGGGCCCCUCACAGAACACGUCUUCACUGACCCAGCCCCUGCCCCACCCCCGAGUGCACAGCCCGGCAGUGAAAAUGGGCCAGAGGCCAACCUGAGUGGUGUGCAGCCCGAGCAGGAGCCCAGUGGAGACCCCAAGGGGGCCAGCAGCAGUGCCUUGCCCACCAUGUGGCUGGGAGCCCAGAAUGGCUGGCUGUACGUGCACUCGGCCGUGUCCAACUGGAAGACGUGUCUGCACUCCAUCAAGCUGAAGGACUCGGUGUUGAGCCUGGUGCAUGUGAAAGGACGAGUGCUGGUGGCGCUGGCAGACGGGACUCUAGCCAUCUUCCACCGAGGAGAAGAUGGCCAGUGGGACCUGAGCAACUAUCACCUCAUGGACCUGGGCCACCCACACCACUCCAUCCGCUGCAUGGCAGUCGUGUACGACCGAGUCUGGUGCGGCUACAAGAACAAGGUGCACGUCAUCCAGCCCAAGACCAUGCAGAUAGAGAAAUCAUUUGAUGCCCACCCACGGCGGGAGAGCCAGGUGAGGCAGCUGGCGUGGAUCGGCGAUGGGGUGUGGGUGUCCAUCCGCUUGGAUUCCACGCUGCGGCUGUACCACGCUCACACCCACCAGCACCUGCAGGACGUGGACAUCGAGCCCUAUGUCAGCAAGAUGCUGGGCACAGGCAAGCUGGGCUUCUCUUUCGUGCGCAUCACGGCCUUGCUCAUUGCGGGAAACCGGCUCUGGGUGGGCACCGGCAAUGGAGUCGUCAUCUCCAUCCCUCUGACGGAGACUGUGGUCCUGCACCGAGGACAACUCCUGGGGCUCCGAGCCAACAAGACAUCCCCUACGUCUGGGGAGGGUGCCCGCCCGGGGGGCGUCAUCCACGUGUAUGGCGACGACAGCACCGACAAAUCGGCCAGCAGUUUCAUCCCUUACUGCUCCAUGGCCCAGGCCCAGCUCUGCUUCCACGGGCACCGGGAUGCCGUCAAGUUCUUUGUUUCUGUGCCAGGGAACGUGUUGGCCACUCUCAAUGGCAGCGUGCUGGACAGCCCAUCUGAAAGCCCUGGGCCUGCCGCCCCCGCCUCAGAUGCCGAAGGCCAGAAGCUGAAGAACGUGCUGGUGCUGAGCGGGGGGGAGGGCUACAUUGACUUCCGCAUCGGCGACGGAGAAGAUGACGAGACGGAGGAGAGCGUGGCAGACGUGAGCCAGGUGAAGCCCAUGCUGUCCAAGGCCGAGCGCAGCCACAUCAUCGUGUGGCAGGUGUCCUACUCCCCUGAGUGAGGCACAGCCUGUACCGCCCCUGCCUAACAUCACCCUGUACAUACGCUACGCCCUGCUCACCUGCCACGACUGCCCCAUGGGGCAGCCCACCGGCCCCUCUCUAACCUCUCAACCUGCAGCUUUCACCUUAGGUCCGGCCUGGGAGCUGACAGGGGCAGCAAGCAGCAAAGCAGGUCUGGCUCAGGGUGGGGAUGUGGGUGGGAGGGGCAGCUUCUGGGAAUACCCUUUUCCCAGCAGUUCCUGGCCCGGGGUCCAGAAUUCCAGAAUAAGCAGCCCCCAGGUAGCUCUCAACUGCAUCCUGGGCUCCCCAUUCUCAUCACUCACUCCCAGGACACCCAGGAUAGGAAGCAGGGAUUUCAGUCUGCCAAAUACUUGGGGCCCACUUGCCUUUGCCUGCUGUCCAUGAGGGUGGGGGUCUGACCCUAAGGGACCCAACCCAACCACUAGCCUGCCCUGGAUUCCCCCCCAGCCCCAUCCCUGCCAACCUAGGAAUUGGCACGAAAGCAUGCAUCCAGGCUCCCUGGGGCAGCUGUUUGAGAAGACAGAUGCCAUCAUCCUGCUCAAGCCCCCUGAUUGUCCUGUGUGGCAGGCUCUCGGAGCCCUCAUUGACUCAUGUCCCCUCUCCCUGUCCCGGGCAAGCAAGCCCUGCAGUCCUGCUUCUCCUGGAAUCCUCUAGGGUGGAAUUUCUCAGUCUGUCAGGGCAGGCCUAGGCCUCAGCAUAAAGGUGGGGCCAUUGGGAUGCAGGCUCAGCCUCAGGGUGAUGGGGGAAGAUAUGGGAUCCAGGGCCUGCCUACCAAGCAGUCUCCAAGGAGCCCAGUUCCCAAGACAUGCUAAAGUGCCUCGGGCUGGUGGUGUGGCCUUCUCCCUCAUGGGCAACUGACAAGCUGGCGGCAGAGGCCCUAAGGGCUAAGGACAGGGACCACCUCCCCAGCUCUAGGAGCAUGUGUUUGCCUGCUUUGAGGGGUACUGCCCUGGACUGCUGCCUCUCCACCUGCUCAGGCCUUACUCCUGCUCCAAAAGGCACUGAUGAGGGCAGCCCUGGGCCCUGCUGCCCACCCACCUCCCACCAGAGAAGCACAGAUCUUGGGCAGCCAUCCCAUGGCCCAGCCAGACACUGCUGCAGUCACAUGCAGCUGCAGGAAUCUCCCCACUGCCCUGCCACUCUCCACUGUGAUGUACGUCAGGUCCCUUGUCUGUUCCCACAGGGCCAUGAAUGACUGGGGGGUUAUGCAGGUGGGUGCAGCUGGGGGAAGGGGCUGGGUGACUUUUCUCAGGCUUUGGCCCUGCAAGCAAACCUAUGUAUCUGCUCUGUAUGUAAUAAAUGUCUUAUCACAGUACCUCUGUGUCCCUGGACCCA